Messenger RNA from Debaryomyces hansenii CBS767, 168 nucleotides. RefSeq names its product DEHA2F00616p. The record is from RefSeq and is a predicted model, not a curated record. NCBI's taxonomy places the organism in Eukaryota, Fungi, Ascomycota, Pichiomycetes, Serinales, Debaryomycetaceae. The coding region runs from base 1 to 168 and encodes 55 amino acids. The transcript has a single exon.
AUGGUGCAUUUAUCUACUGUGGACUCUGAUAAUGAAUCAAUAGCGUCCGAAAUAAGUGACUCAGCAUCCGUAUCCACACAAUAUACCUCAACUCUUGCCUCUCCAGAAUCAAAGUUACAUAAGCAUCUAUCGAUUGAAGAAGUUGAAGACGAAGAAUGUUUAUACUGA